Messenger RNA from Myotis myotis, 1188 nucleotides. It is a transcript of the gene ARHGDIG, whose product is annotated as Rho GDP dissociation inhibitor gamma. The record is from RefSeq and is a predicted model, not a curated record. The transcript has 6 exons. The coding region runs from base 294 to 971 and encodes 225 amino acids. Gene Ontology annotation, biological process: Rho protein signal transduction. Gene Ontology annotation, cellular component: cytosol; cytoplasm; membrane. Gene Ontology annotation, molecular function: protein binding; Rho GDP-dissociation inhibitor activity. NCBI's taxonomy places the organism in Eukaryota, Metazoa, Chordata, Mammalia, Chiroptera, Vespertilionidae.
AGUCGGGUGGGCCGCUGGGACCGUGGCCGCGGCAGUGUGCGCGGCAGCUGUGCGGGGUUCCGGUGGGUCGGAGACAGGGAGGCCGGGUGCCUGCGCGGUGCGGGCGACACGCGCGUCUCUGCGGGGCUGCGCGGGGUCCGCGGAGCGGCUGGGGGCGCGCGGCGCGGGCGCGGCGCUGGGCGCGGGGGGCGCUCCCGGCCGGGAUGAGCUCACCGCAGUCGCGCCGGGGCUGAGCGCCAAGCCGGGCGGCGGCUCCUCGGCGGCUGCUCGGCGGGGCCGGGCCGCGGGCCACCAUGCUGGGCCUGGACGCGUGCGAGCUGGGGGCGCAGCUGUUGGAACUGCUCCGGCUGGCGCUGUGCGCCCGAGUCCUUCUGACAGAAAAGGAAGGGGGGCAGCUGCUGCCAGAUGAGGUGCUGGACGAGGCUGUGCCAGGGUACCGGGCCCCGGGGAGGAAGAGCCUCCUAGAGAUCCAGCAGCUGGACCCAGACGAUGAGAGCCUGGCCAAGUACAAGCGGGUGCUUCUGGGUCCCCUGCUGCCGGCCGUGGACCCAAGCCUGCCCAACGUGCAGGUGACCAGGCUGACUCUGAUGUCUGAGCAGGCUCCCGGGCCCAUGACCAUGGACCUCACAGGGGAGCUGGCUGCACUGAAAAAUCAGGUGUUCGUCCUGAAGGAGGGUGUUGAUUACAAAGUGAAGAUCACCUUUAAGGUCAAUAAGGAAAUUGUCAGUGGCCUCAAGUGUCUGCAUCACACCUACCGCAGGGGCCUGCGAGUGGACAAGGCUGUGUACAUGGUGGGCAGUUAUGGCCCAAGAGCCCAGGAGUAUGAGUUUGUAACUCCGGUGGAGGAGGCGCCGAGAGGCGCCCUGGUGAGGGGCACCUAUGUGGUCACAUCCUUCUUCACUGACGACGACAGGGCAGACCACCUUUCCUGGGAGUGGGGCCUCCACAUCUGCCAAGACUGGAAGAGCUGAGCGCCCACCCCCCUGCUUUGCCCCAGGACCAGUCUCCCCAUUCGGGGUCCUUGUUCCCUCUGCCUCUGUCAGUCACUGCACAGGGACCCCCACGCAUUGUCCAGCCCCCUCAGUCAGUGGCCAGACCCCUCAUGCCCUCUGCCCCGUCUCGGGACACCCCCUCCCGGGCCUGGCGCUGUGCCCUGAACAGCCCUAUUAAACUCCACCUGUCUCAGUG